Molecule: messenger RNA, 993 nt
Organism: Phalacrocorax carbo (great cormorant)
Lineage: Eukaryota; Metazoa; Chordata; Aves; Suliformes; Phalacrocoracidae
Source: RefSeq, a predicted model, not a curated record
CCCUUUCGUUUUGAGUUAGCACUUUCUUCUGGAAUUACAUUCAGAGGUAACAUCCACGCAGAGCUCUUGCGACUUGCCUCUGCUAUCGGACUCGCUUGCUGCCCUACAGGUGAGGAAGACCUCUCGGGAGGAGGACUCAGGAGAGUCUGUUGAAAGUGAAAGGAUAUACUGACUGGGUGCAGAAGCCUAUGUAUGUACCAGGUCCCUGCUGAAGAGUUCAUAACAUAAUAUCACACAUGGCUAAUGAAUCGAGGCCCUGCCCGUGUGAUAUUGGAGACAGGUUUGACUAUGGAGGCCGUGGGCAGGAAGUACAAGUUGAGCACAUCAAGGCGUACGUUUGCAAACCACCUGCCAGCGUGGACAAAGCUGUGAUUGUGAUUCAUGAUAUAUUUGGAUGGCAACUCCCAAACACCAGAUACAUGGCUGAUAUGCUUGCAGCUAAUGGAUACAUAGCCAUCUGCCCAGACUUUUUUGUGGGACAAGAAGCUUGGAAGCCUUCUAAUGACUGGGCGUCUUUCGAUAACUGGCUGAAGACCCGAAAUGCCAGCAAAAUAGACAUAGAAGCUGAUGUCAUCCUGAAAUAUCUAAGUGAACAAUGUGGUGCAAAGAAGAUUGGUGUCAUUGGGUUUUGCUGGGGUGGAGCAGCAGUACAUCAUCUGAUGCUGAAAAAUCCUCUUUUAAAGGCAGGGGUGUCCCUCUAUGGAGUGAUCAGGUUCUUUGAGGACAGAGCCAGUUUGCUUCAUCCCACCUUCUUCAUUUUUGCUGAAAAGGAUGACUACAUCCCAUUGGAGCAGGUGACCCUACUGGAGCAGAAGCUUAAACAAAACUGUAAAGUUGAUUAUGAAGUUAAAAUCUACCCUGGACAGACGCAUGGGUUUGUACAUCGCAAAAGAGAAGAUAUCAAUCCUCAAGAUAAACCUUAUAUUGAGGAAGGAAGAAAGGAUAUGAUCAACUGGCUGAAUAAAUAUCUUUAGCAUAAAUAAAUGCCCCCCA